GUGGAUUGCUAAGUACCUAUAAAUCAUGGCCUGCAAAUUUUUUGAAAGAACAAGGACCUUCCUUCCCGCCGUACUCAAGGACGCCCACAACACCAUACAGCCUCUACUGCACCCUUAAUCUAUGAAGUCUGCCCUCUCCUGUUGCUCGACACGACAAGUUAGCGCAAUUUUCUUUGUUCCACUUGCAUUCUUCCUCCUCGACACAGACCGCCCACCUUAAGGUCCAGCUACUGCAUUCUCUCGUUUCCGCCCAGUGAUGGGAUAAUUGGACAUCGAUAAACCCUGAAUUUGGUCGUUUAGCCAGAGCUCCCCAAUAGACCUUACAAGAAAAAGAAAAGAAAAAUAUAGAAGGAACAGGAAACACACCAGCUCCCAGUUCCACACCCACCGCUACUAGAAAAUCUCCUUCAUCAUUCGCAUCGCUCGCAAUUAUGCAUACCUUAAAAAACCCAUCUUUCUUCCGCCCAAUCAGCAGACCCUCCUCUCCAGCACCAUCUACCUCUCGACCAGACUCGGGUAUCGGUUUUGAAAGAGCUCGCCCUCCCAACCGCUUGUCGCUGCAAACAUUCAGACGUCAGUCCCCUGCCCCUCCAACCGUCGCUCCAAUGACGUUAGUUCAAGAUGGUUCGUACCUUGAAAUGCUCAACCUCAAGCUGAGUGAAGCCGUUACAAAGGCACUGACUCAUCCAACUGGUCCACCUACUGCGAAUGAUGUACUAGGGGGACGGCGCCCAAUUCCUGCAGGCAGAGGUCAUGAUUUGGGUUUACUGAUCGCUUCUGAACUGACUGCAACUAACGACAAUUCCCACCUCCAGAAAGCCAUACUUCGGUCGUUGCAUAAACCCCUGUCAGUGCUGCUUAGCAAUUUGUCGAGUCUUGUGUUACCCAUUUUGCUCUCCCCGGCUUUCCUUACUCCUCCCGCUCCCACCCCACAAAUUCCCAGUCAUAAUGCCACGCAAUUGCAUGGCCUGGCCAUUGCAGCAUUUGCGGGGGAAUUGCUCGAAACGUUUGAUGCCUUCACGCUUGGUCAGGAUGUCGACGUUCGAGGGGAUAAUCUCAGGUUUAUUCGUGAAGGACUAGUUUCCGUUGUGAACCGCGUUAUCAACCCUCUUAUCGGUGGCAUCAAGACCGAGCUCCUUGCUGCGCUUGAUGGAUUGGAGAAUCCAGGUUUGGUUUCUCCGGUGAAGCCGCUUAAUGGAAACAAGUCGGUACAACACGCUUCUGUUGCAACGCUUGUUGCAACCAUACCUCUCUAUGCUCAAGCUCUCAAACGUUAUACUUUCUCCGUUGUCGGACAGGAAGCUUUAGCUCCUUUUAUCCUAUCUCUGGUGUGGCGAGCAAUGGUUGCGUUGUCAAGCAGACCAUAUGUUGUGCCUACCUUUCCCUCUUCCCCAGGUUUGUCACCAGCGGUUUUACCAGGCAUCAGGAUACGCCGUGGCUCUCCCACAUCCAGUCCUCCUUCAACGCCUCCUCCCACUCGAUUCACGAUCAAACUUUCAUCCUCCAGACCACCCUCUCCUCCAGCACCUCUCAUUCAUGUGCAAACCUCCACUGUUGGAGAUACUCGCGCAAUCCAUAACCUCCUACGCAUGCUUCCUCUUCCCGAAGAAAAGAUGGCGCGGGAUGCUGUAGAGGAAGCCCUCAAUGGCCUUCAGGCUCUCGCUCAUUUCCUUGAAGUUGUGGGUAGUAUCCUAAAAGCGUCUGACCGUAGCGUGGAAGGUCGUGCUCGUGAGCUCACGGAAGUGACAGAGAAGAUUCCUACACUUAUCGCACUUCCUAUUCUCAUGAAUGCGGAAGCACAGAACGGAAGCGAGGGUCGUUCUGUGUCAAGCAUUCUUGGUGUUUCGGAGGGGGAAUAUAGGAGCGGCUGUUUGACAGGGUUUGGGCGUGCUGACGAGCUCUCUACCGCUGUCGGGAAGAGGGUCCGCACCUAUUUAGAGGCCGAGCAGAAGGCCGUCUUGUUACACUGGCUAGAAACAGAAAUUGAAGAGGACGAUUGAUUAUUUAACUCUUAAUUUAUUUCCUUUGUGCCACACUCAUCUUUUCAAUAAUGCUCGUUUCAGGUUAUUUUACUUUCAUACACUCGUUUCGCCGUAUUGUGUUGUAGAUUGGAAUGUCAAGUUCGUGCUCGUCG
This is a messenger RNA of Marasmius oreades (fairy-ring Marasmius), 2134 nucleotides long. RefSeq lists its product as uncharacterized. Lineage: Eukaryota; Fungi; Basidiomycota; Agaricomycetes; Agaricales; Marasmiaceae. The coding region runs from base 432 to 2000 and encodes 522 amino acids. The record is from RefSeq and is a predicted model, not a curated record. The transcript has 3 exons.